GGGAAGGACAGGGAGCGAGAAGCGAGUAUCUAGUUGUACGCCUGCGUGCUGAGGUCGGCCGGCCGAAGGCGCGCGGUGAGCCCCUCGCAGCCCCGCAAACCACGCGAUAUUUCCUUCGGGGCUCCGCGGCGGUGAGAGGCGAGCGCCGGCGGUCGGUCGCGGAUCCUGGGACUGGGGAACCUGUAGCUGGGUGCAGCGUCCAGGAAUUACUGUAUACAGAAAUCUUGUGAGGUCUCUGUGCGAACAAGGUGAUGAUUGUACAAAGAGUGGUACUGAAUUCCCGACCUGGAAAAAAUGGUAAUCCAGUGGCAGAAAAUUUCCGAGUAGAAGAAGUAAAUUUACCAGAUAAUAUCAAUGAAGGACAAGUACAAGUCAGAACCCUUUAUCUUUCAGUGGAUCCUUACAUGCGCUGUAAAAUGAACGAGGACACUGGAAGUGAUUAUUUGGCGCCUUGGCAGCUCUCUCAAGUGGUUGAUGGUGGAGGUGUUGGGGUUGUAGAAGAAAGCAGACACUCGCAUUUUACUAAAGGGGAUUUUGUGACUUCUUUCUAUUGGCCCUGGCAAACCAAGGUUAUUCUGGAUGGAAAUAGCCUAGAAAAGGUAGACCCACGACUUGUGGACGGACACCUUUCAUAUUUUCUUGGAGCUAUCGGUUUAUGUGGUUUGACGUCCUUGAUUGGGAUACAGGAGAAAGGUCACAUAACUGCUGGCUCUAAUCAGACAAUGGUUGUUAGUGGGGCUGCUGGUGCUUGUGGAUCCCUGGCCGGGCAGAUUGGCCACUUGUUGGGCUGUUCCAGAGUGGUGGGAAUUUGUGGAACACAGGAGAAGUGCCUCCUUUUGACCGCAGAACUGGGCUUUGAUGGUGCGAUUAAUUAUAAAAAAGAGAAUGUGGCAGAACAGCUCCGUGAAUUAUGCCCAGCUGGCGUGGAUAUUUACUUUGACAAUGUUGGCGGUGACAUAAGUAAUACAGUGAUAAGUCAGAUGAAUCAGAACAGCCACAUCAUCCUGUGUGGUCAAAUUUCUCAAUACAACAAAGAUGUGCCUUAUCCCCCUCCGCUACCUCCUGCUGUGGAAGCAAUCCAGAAAGAAAGAAACAUCACAAGAGAAAGAUUUAUGGUGCUCAACUAUAAGGACAAAUUUGAGUCUGGUAUUCUACAGCUGAGUCAGUGGUUUAAAGAAGGAAAACUAAAGGUCAAAGAAACUAUGAUCAAUGGAUUAGAAAACAUGGGAGCUGCAUUCCAGUCCAUGAUGGCAGGGGGUAAUACUGGAAAGCAGAUAGUUUGCAUUUCAGGAGAAGCCUCUUUGCCAUCUCUAUAAGCCUCUUCAUUAAGAAAAUACAGAUUUCUUUCCAUUUUUCACAAAGAUUUUCAAGAUACAUUAAAAAAACCUUAGAGUACAGAUAACUUUUGAUUUAAAAUUGGUGAUUAUUUUCUUAGUUGCAGAACAUAAUUCUUUCCUAUAUCUUCAAUAUUAUAUAUGUACACUAUAUCCAACAUAUUACUUAUAUUAAUAGAUUGAAGUCAGCAUGAUCUGUUUUUCUUUUAUUAAAACUAUUAAUAUAUUUUAAUCAUA
This is a messenger RNA of Phyllostomus hastatus (greater spear-nosed bat), 1571 nucleotides long. It is a transcript of the gene PTGR2, whose product is annotated as prostaglandin reductase 2. Lineage: Eukaryota; Metazoa; Chordata; Mammalia; Chiroptera; Phyllostomidae. Gene Ontology annotation, molecular function: 15-oxoprostaglandin 13-reductase [NAD(P)+] activity. The record is from RefSeq and is a predicted model, not a curated record. Gene Ontology annotation, biological process: prostaglandin metabolic process. The transcript is spliced from 10 exons. Bases 252 to 1316 code for a protein of 354 amino acids.